This is a messenger RNA of Penaeus indicus, 506 nucleotides long. Its product is annotated as mitotic-spindle organizing protein 2-like. The record is from RefSeq and is a predicted model, not a curated record. The transcript is spliced from 3 exons. The coding region runs from base 49 to 312 and encodes 87 amino acids. Lineage: Eukaryota; Metazoa; Arthropoda; Malacostraca; Decapoda; Penaeidae.
UCACUCCUUGUUGUUGAGGUUCUUUUUUGCUUCCUGCUCAACUUGAGGAUGAGUGAAAUCCACCAGUAUAUCCUGGUAACCAAAAACAACUUGACCUCGGACCAGAGAAAGUUGUAUGACUUGGUUCAAGCAGCUGGUAUUGUGAUGCAUCCAACACUUUUCAAGAGCAUCAUGGACCUCCUCAACGAGAAAGUGCCUCCACAUGCUCUCCUCAAUGUACUAAAGGAGCAGAGUGGAAGGAUUCUCAACAGGAGCAACAUCAGCAACGAUAACUUCCUUCCAGAGGAAUUCAUAAAUGGAAACAUGAGAUAAACAAACUGCUGAUCUUCAGGGAUAAUAUCUGGUUGUUGUGGAUUCUGUAAAUGAUCUUACUAGUUACCAAAAGGUUGAAAAGCUUUAGUUAAUAUAGUUUUUUUUAUUAGUUUCCUCUGCUUUCCUCUCCUAUCUUCUCUUCUCUUUUCUUCUCUUCUCUUCUCUUCUCUUCUCUUCUCUUCUCUUCUCUUCUC